Fopius arisanus is the source of this 1395-nucleotide messenger RNA. RefSeq names its product mitochondrial thiamine pyrophosphate carrier. The transcript is spliced from 4 exons. The record is from RefSeq and is a predicted model, not a curated record. Gene Ontology annotation, molecular function: thiamine transmembrane transporter activity. Gene Ontology annotation, cellular component: mitochondrial inner membrane. Bases 259 to 1182 code for a protein of 307 amino acids. Lineage: Eukaryota; Metazoa; Arthropoda; Insecta; Hymenoptera; Braconidae. Gene Ontology annotation, biological process: thiamine pyrophosphate transmembrane transport.
UCACACGUGGGAGGUCCUGUUUUUUUUCAUGUGCACUGGGUGUAGGUUAAGGGAUGCUCUACGCCCUCUCCCCCACGUAUAUUAAUUUUUUUCCUAUUUUUUUUUGAAAACUUGAGAUUGACGUGUGGAAAAAUGUAAUAUUUAAUUUUAUCAGCUGUUUCUCAGGAAUUUCUAGAAGAACAUUGCAAAGUCAAUGAGAGAUGACAAUUAUCAAGUUAAUUCGGGAUAAUAGGUGGAGUGUUAUCAGGAAAAUAGAUAAUGUUAAUGAGGAGGAAUGAAUAUAGUAGUGAUCAUGCUGUUGCUGGAGCUGUCAGUGGAUUUAUGACUCGACUCACUUGUCAACCCAUUGAUGUGAUCAAAAUUCGGUUUCAGCUGCAAGUGGAGCCAAUAUCCCACGAUCAUCCGAGCAAAUAUCGUUCCAUCCUCCAGGCAACACGAACCAUAAUAAAAGAAGAAGGCAUUUUUUCCCUGUGGAAGGGCCAUGCACCAGCUCAAUUAUUAUCGAUUGCCUACGGGACAGCUCAAUUUUACACAUACAACAAAAUCAUGGAGGUGUCGAGGAAUUUUGUGGCCCCUGAUCACUGGCAGAAUUCCGUGCACUUCGUCGCUGGUGCAACAGCCGGAUGUAUCGGAACAAUUGUUUCUUUUCCAUUUGACACAGUGAGAACUAGACUCGUUGCCCAAGCCCAUCAUCAACCAGUUUACAAGGGAUUCACUUCAGUCUACUCAUUAAUUUUAAGAACAGAAUCACUGCGUGGAUUUUACCGUGGCCUCUCACCGACUCUGAUACAGAUAGCACCUCACACUGGUCUCCAAUUCGUGUUCUACGAUCUCCUGACAGAUAUCUACAAGUCCAUCACCGAGGGAUCAUCAACGACAGUGAUAAAUUCGCUGAUUGCAGGUAGUGUUGCUGGUUUAUUAUCGAAAACGGCAGUUUAUCCACUGGAUUUGGCAAGAAAACGCCUGCAGAUCCAGGGAUUCGAGCACGGCCGAGUAGGAUUUGGCAGUUUCUUUAGCUGUCAUGGACUCCUCGAUUGCCUGAUGAAGACAGCAAAGACCGAGGGCCUCAGGGCCCUCUUCAAAGGCCUCCUACCCAGUCAAUUGAAAGCUGCAGCCACCACUGCUCUUCACUUCACCUUCUAUGAGCAAGCACUCGUACUUUUACAGUAUUUACGCGUGUAAAUGUUUGAAAUACAUUUUUACAAGUUAAUUUAACAAUGAUUUUAUGAAAGAAUCAACAAAAUGUGGGUGGACUAGACCAGUGGCAGUUACUGGAUGGAAAUAUUCGAGGAUGUGAGAGAAAAAUUAUAGGGGAUCAAAUCGAUAAUUGAUAAAAAAUAUUAAAAUAAAAUUCAGUGUUAUCUCAUGAUGAUUUAGUUGAAUCCCCAGACAAAA